GAAAUUGAUAUUCGACGAUUUUUUAAAAUUAUCUCAAUAAAAUAAAUAAAUUAGAAGGCUGAAAUUUGCUAUAUCAUUUGUUAGAUCCAAACCGGUCGCUAAUAACAAACGGUCAAUUAUUCAGAUUACAAAACUGCAAAAAUCAUCAUCGCCAAUGCCAUGGCUAGACCUUUGUCAACAAUCUUCAAAUCGACGAAACCCCAUAUUUCGAAACCACCAAAACCCUCAAAUUUUGAAUCUAAUCUCAAAUUUCCAUCUUCUUCAAGUUGCAGCAAAUCAAGAAAGUCUGAUGCAAAUUCACAGCGAUCAUAUCCGGAAUUACUAACAAGCCCAGCUUCAAAUUCAACGGAAUUUAGUAAUUCUAAGAAAAAGAGGUCUUUGUGGUGUGUAUACCUUAUUCUCUCCACAAAUCCACCUAUUAAGACCUAUGUUGGUGUCACUACCAAUUUCUGUCGCCGACUAAAAGAACAUAAUGGUGAAUUAAAAGGGGGUGCAAAGGCAUCUCGCUCAGGAAGACCUUGGAUUUGUGCCUGCCUUAUUCGGGGAUUUAAGGGCAGAAGUGAAGCUUGUGCAUUUGAAUCAAAAUGGAAACAAAUUUCGAGAAAGCUUCCCCGUAAAAGGAAGGGUACUACUGAGGAGCAGGAGCCAGAAGACAAUGGAGCUCUUGCAUUAUUGCAGCAUAGACAUGCAGCUCUGGAUCGCGUUCAAAGUUUGAUUGAUUGCAGUGACUUAAAUAUUGAUUGGCGUUCUAAUUUUCUCUGAUUUAAUAUAUUGAUUAAAUGUAGCCACAGUUUUAUACUUUUUCACUUGCAACGGUGACUUGUACAAAUAUAUUUAUUAUAACCGGUCAAUAUCAAAAUGAAGAUGAUACAAGUCUUGAACUA
Molecule: messenger RNA, 884 nt
Organism: Solanum pennellii
Lineage: Eukaryota; Viridiplantae; Streptophyta; Magnoliopsida; Solanales; Solanaceae
Product: structure-specific endonuclease subunit slx1
Exons: 3
Coding region: 160-762 (200 amino acids)
Biological process (GO): double-strand break repair via homologous recombination
Cellular component (GO): Slx1-Slx4 complex
Molecular function (GO): 5'-flap endonuclease activity; crossover junction DNA endonuclease activity
Source: RefSeq, a predicted model, not a curated record